AUGGCGGGUGAGAUCGACGAGAAACACAAACAAAAGCAAAAAGAUACAGCCCAUUCCGACAAUUCAUCAAAUUACUUAUGUCGACGUGUUCCAAUCGUCACUCGCGUUACGCCACUGCACGAAUAUCUUCUUGAUGGGCACCUCAUGAAAACCUUUAUUUCAGCAACCUAUGUACGGGAAAUAAAUCAGAAUCAGUUUGGUCGGUCUUUUGUUGCAUCUCCCGUUGAAAAAGGAAUUGACCUCAGUGAGCUCCUCGAUAACAUUCUCCCAUCAGUUGAUGCUUUGAGUGCAAACUUCACUUUUCAAAUACCUUUCUUUUUCACAGAUAUCAAACUACUGAAACAAAAUCUAUCAUUAUCAAGUAGUCUAACGCUUUCUUCUAUUUAA
Messenger RNA from Loa loa (African eye worm), 387 nucleotides. RefSeq lists its product as hypothetical. Lineage: Eukaryota; Metazoa; Nematoda; Chromadorea; Rhabditida; Onchocercidae. The record is from RefSeq and is a predicted model, not a curated record. The transcript has 4 exons. The coding region runs from base 1 to 387 and encodes 128 amino acids.